AUGGGCAAAGGGCAUUUUCUUUUAAUUUAUUUGUAUCUGUAUUAUUUAUAUGUAGGUUUAAGCAAGGAAGAAAAUGUUAGAGCAAAAUCAAUUAAAUUCAGGGCUGAUGUAGGAGAAUUGUCAUCUAAUCCAUUUUUAGAAAGUAGCAUUGAAAAAAAAAAGGAUUUUAUUAAAAUCCCUGAAGAUUCCAUCUUUCCAAAUGAACAUGAACAUAAUAAAAAAAAUAUAAAUUUGGAACAAGACAAAUGGUCAUUACAUUAUUCUAGAGGUUUGGCAUUUCCACAUUUAGGAAACUCUGAUAUUUAUAUAAAACGUCUACAUCCUAUUCUAUUAAAAAAAAAUAAACUUAGUUUAUUCAAAACACCUAAUAUGGAAAAAAAAAAUAAAGAGUUAAUAGUUCCUGAGAAUUCUUUUAUUCAAGAGAUGAAUCUAGGAACAAAUAAUGGAGAAAUUUCAGAUAAUUACUCUGAAUUAAUUAAAAAAAUUAAAACAAAUAUAACACUAAUGGAAAAAAUUAAACAAAAUGUGGGUGAUUAUAGACAAUAUAAAAUGACUAUUGUACCUCCCACGAAAAACUUGUCGAAACAUCGUUAUAUUAUUAAAAAACUAGAAGAGUUACAAAAAUAUAUAACAGAAAAUAUAGAAUAUUAUCAAUUCGCUAAAGACGAAGUAGAAAAGAAAAUGGAUGAUAUAAAAUCAAAAAAUGGCAAAGAGCAAGAUAGGCCAAUUAUUGAAGAACUUAUGGAUUUUAGGAGGAUGAUAAACGAUUAUAAUCGUGAAAUAGAUAAUACUGUUAAUGAAUACACAAAAAAAAGUAAGAGCAUUUACAGUAAUUUAGAUUAUAGAAUAAAUGGUGUUAUGUUUGAAUCAUUUCCCUCGGACUGUGUAAAUUAUAUAGAAGGGACUGUAAAUAAUGUAUUUGCAUAUGAUAUUAAACAUGAAACUUAUCUAAAAAAUUUUAAUGAUUUUAUUAUAUUUUCAAAUAUUGUAAUACGAUCUAAAGAAAAGCAAUUAAAUCAAAAUGAAACUUUGAAACUAUUGAAUAAUAUUAAAAAUGGCUUGUUUAUUAAUAAAGGGUUUUUUAUAAGAAAUGGAGAAUACAUAAAAAAUAAUAGGGAUAGUUUAAAAAAUGGAGUAAAAAUUAAUCCAAAAGUAAAUCCUAAAAAUAUAGAUGAAACAAAUUCAUUAUUAAAUUUUAUUGCUACAUGUGAAAUUAGGAUUGCUUAUGAUAAAAAUUUACAUUAUAUAGAACAUUUUGAUACUAAAAAAGCAGAAUUUUACGAUAUACUUAGAAAUUCUGAAAAAGAUUUGAAUGAUAAAUUAAUUGCAUUAGUUUAUCCUAAAGAUUUGCUAUCGGAAGGCUCAAAAAUUAAGUCAGAUUCGCAGAGCUUAUUAGACAGAGUAAAUGGUAUAAUUAAUGAGAGUUCUAGAACCAUCCAGUAUAUAUCAAACAAUUAUCAUGGUUCAAUAUUUUCUAGUAUCAAAAACGAAAUUACUCAAAAGUAUGCUAAAAUGGUUUCUCAUAAUGAUAACAUGAAACAAAUAUCUGCUAAUAUUAAUAAAAUAUAUAUAAAUAUAGACACAAGAAGAUACUUAAUAGAAAGGGCAAAAGAUAAAAAAUUAUUCUUAUCUAAAGAAAGUAGUGAUUCUGAAAUUUUGAAUUUCUUUUAUACUAGAGAAAAUUAUGAAAGUAAUAUAAAAACGAUAUAUGACUCAUUUAAUCAAAUAAAUCAUGAUUAUAAUAAAUUAAUGGAAUUAAAAGGUCAAGUUGAGGCAUUAAAAGCAAAUAUUCUAGAAAAAAAUAUUGGACUACAAUUAUUAAAACAGAAAGAAGAUGAAUCUAAAAAAAAAGUUAUAAAUUUGAUUAAGAAUCAAAUAGAGCAAAUAAAAUCCAAAAUAGAUGAUUUGAAUAAAGUUAAAAAAUUAAAAGGAGCAGAUAAUGAAGAUUUAAAAGCAAUUGAAGUUUUAAUUAGAGGAGCAUCAUGCGAUAUGAAAGAGUAUACAAAAAGAAAGGAUGAUAUAGAGAAACAAAUUAACACAUUAACGAAUAAUCUAGCUGUUGCUGCUGAUUCUGAUACAACAAAUAGAAUAUCACAGUUUAUAGUAGAAAAAAAUGAAUUACAUUAUGAUGAAUACGGCUUAAAUGAGCUUGACGCAAUAUUUGAUGAAGCAAAACAAAAUUUUUACAAAAUGGAAAAUAUUAUUGUAAAUACCAGAAAAGCACAAGUUGAUAUGAGAUUUGCAGUAAAUAAAAUUAAAAAACUAAGGAAUGAUGUUAAAAUGAAAUUAAUUGAAGAUUUACAUAAUAAGAUGAAAAUUUCAUUUGAAAACUUUAAAAUUAUUAAAAAUAGAGUAUCAUCAAAAAUAGCUAAUUAUAAAACAAAAGAAGUAACAUUUAAAAAUUAUGAAAGUAAUAUUUUAAAAAUAAAAAAUGAAUUUUUGAAUAAGCAUAUUGAAGAAGAUAAGGAUAAUCUAUCUAGAGGUAACAUAAUUGAAGAAGUAUCAAAUUUUAUCAAAAAUCAUUCUAUUUAUAAAGAUGAAAUUACUAAACAAAUAAAUAAUGAAAAAGGAAUUAUAAAAACUAUUAAAGAUCAGCUUAAAUUGUACAAUGAAGUAGAGACAUUUUUUAUAGAGUUUAAUAACAACAAAACUGUUAAAGAUUUUAAAACUUUAAAAAAUAGUAUUAAUGAAGAAAAUAUAGACAAUAAAUUAUUGGAGCAUCAGGAAAACUUUAAAAAUGCAACAGACUUGAUAGAUAAUAGUACAAACAUGAUUAAACUUUUAAAUGAAAAAAUAGAAAUAUUUAAAGCUUUUAACAGUAUUAUAAAUGGAUCCAAUAAAAAUAAUAAAUCUAUUGAAGCUUUAAAAAAAGAUAUAAACAGUUUGAAAGAAAAAAUUAAUGCAAAAAACAGUAAAAUUAAUGAGGACGCUUUAAUAAAUGAAGAGGAAAAAAAUAAUACAUUAAGCAAAUUAAAAGAAAAAAUAGAUAAAAUAGAUAAUAUAAUAAAAGAAGCUGAUGAUUUAAAUAAAAAGUCAUCUGCCUUACUAGAAUCAUCUGAGAAUUUAAAAAAAACAGUUGAUAAUAUUCAGAAAGAGAAUGAGAUAAAUAUUCAUUCACAAGAUGAAUUAAAAAAAAAAAGUGAGAUGACGGAUAUAACAAAUAAAAUAAAUGAUCUAAAAUCAAAAAGUGUAGAGUUAGAGAAAGAUAUUGAAAGCAUAAUUCAGAAUCACAAUGCCAGCGUUGCAAAAUCUUUUUAUGAUCGUGUAUUAAAAUUAGAACAUGAUAUUAAUAAUGAAGUGAGAGAAAUUUUGAAUAAUUUAGAAGCAACUAAACAAAAUUUCGAAAAUUUUAGUUCUGAAAAUGAUAUGAAAAAAAUUAAAAAUGAUGAUAUUAAGAAGCAACAAAAUACAAUAAUACAAGAUAUUAAAAAUAAUAUAAAACCUAUUAAUUCAUAUGAAGAGAAGAUUAGAAAUAUAAAAGAAAAAUUAAAAAUACAAACAGAUAAAGUUAAUGGAGAAAAUAAAAAUAUUGAAAAUUUAAAUAUUCCAGAAAGCAAUAUGAAAAAUAUCAAUGAAGAAAUGAUUAAGAUAUUAGAAGAAUUAAAUUUAGUUAAAAAAGAAUCUGAACAUUUGAUAGAAGAUUUAAAUAUGAAAAAAUUAAAAUAUGAUAAAACAUUUAUCAAUGAUUUUGCUCAACAGAUAAAUGAUGAAAAAAAAAAAGCCGAGAAAGAUAUGACACUUAUUGAGGAGCUUAAAGUAAAAGUUGAAAAAUUAAAAGAAAAAUUACAGAUCAAAGAAAGCAACAUUGAAAGUUUCAAUUGUGAAGAACAUGUUAAUAAUGCCAAAAAAAACAAGGAUCAAAUAAUCGAAAUAGAAGUGGAAGCUAAUAAGUUAAAAGAAGAGGCUCAUAAUAAUAGUAAAAAAGAAUAUGAAAUUGAUAGUAUCAAGAAAAAGAUUGAAAAACAUAUCGUAGAUUCUAUUAAACACAGAAAUUUGAUAAGAGAUUCAUUAAAUGAAAUGAAAAAUAUAGAAAAGUCAUUAGUAUCAAAAAAUUUUAAAGAGAUUACUGAUGACAUAAAAAAUAAUUUUCAAAAGGCUAAGGAAGAAAAUGAAAAAGAAAAAAAUGAACUAAAAAAAUCAGAAAAAACAAAGAGUGUAAUAUUAGAUUCAUUUCAAAAAGCGGAAAAAUUAAAAGAUUCAUUAAAAAUUAAUUUAGAGGAAAAUGAUAUUGAUAAAAAUAUCGCAGAAGUUAAAAAGCUUAAAGAUAAUAUUUUGAAUAAUGUAAAAAAUAUGGAUAAUUUUUUAACAGAGGUUGAAAAAUGCAAAGGAAAAAUAUCAGUUCAUCAUCAUAAUAUUAUAAGAGAAAAGGAUAAAUUAACCUAUUUAAAAAGCCACGACCAAGAUACCAAAAAAGAAAUAACAGAUAAGGCACUAAAAGAGAUAGAGAACUAUAUAAUUGAAUCUACAAAUUAUACAAAUGAAGCAGAGAAACAUUCAAAAGAAGUUGACAAAAAUUAUAAAUUGGCUUCAGAAUAUGCAGCAAAAGUAAGUGAUAUUUUAGCCGAGUCGUUAAUUUUAGCAGAAAAAAUAAAGUCUGAAAAAAAAAAAAAUGAUUCAAAAAAAAAAUAUAAUGUUAUAAAAGAUAAUUACUCUAAUAUUAAAAAAUCAUUAGAAAAAUCAAAAAAUAAAUUAAUAGAAUUAGAGAAACGAGCUAAUCUUUUAAAAAAAGAAGAUGAGGAAAAAAAUGAAAAAUCCAAUAAUGCAUUUAUUGAAAUAGAAUCUAUUAAAAAAGAUGCAAGUAUUGCUACAUCAGACAUUGAAAUAAUAGAAAAAAGUACAGAAGAAAUUUUUAAUAAUGUCGAAAAUGCAAUAAACUUAAUCUCAGCUGAACCUAAAAAUGAUGAGGGAAAUAAUUCGGAUAAAUUAAAAAUAGAGCAAGACUAUUUAAAAAGUAUUUUGGAUGCUUUAGAAAAAGAAGAAAAUUCAAAAACACUUUUGAAUAAUGAGGAAAUAAAACUGAAGCAAAUAGAAAAUAAAGUUAAUGACAUGGAAAAAAAACUUGGCAAACAUAUGAAAACAUAUGAAGAAGGUAUUUUAGAAGAAAUAAAGAAAAAAUCUGACAUUGAAAUGGAAAGCAUUGAAGCAAUAGAGAACUCAAUUAAUUCAAUGAUUGAUAUUUCAGUUGAAUUUUUUUCUAAACAUUCAAAAAAAAAAGAUGAAAUAACGCCAUUAUUAGAGGUUGCUAGAAAAAAAAUGAAUGAACUAUAUAAUACUUCUAUUGGAUCACAUAAGCAAAUUGAAAACCUUGCUAGAGAUGUUUUGGAUCCUUCUAUAUCCUACGAAAAGGCAAAGGAAAAAAAAGAUGAAGGGAAAAUAGAAAAAGAAAAGCUUAAAGAACAAAAGGAAAUGAUGUUAAAGUUGCUUAAUUAUAUUAAUAGUAUUAAAAAAGAAGAAGGAUUAAAAAUGAUAUCUUUAAUGAAAGAAAAUAUUAAUAAUUUGAAUAAAGAAGCUAAGGAAAAGAAUUCAAUAGUAAAUAAGUAUCUUGAGGAAAUUAAAAAAAGCCUUGAAAAUAUCAAAAAUUCAGAUAACGUUACUGUAGCUUUAAAUGAAUUAGAUCAAAUUAAAAAUACAGUUAAUAAAAUAAACAAAAUUAAAAUAAAAUAUCCUUAUAAGAAUGAAGCAGGUUUAAUUCAUGACGAUAUUAUAGAAGUAGGAAAGUUUAUAGAUAUAAAUGAAGAAUUAAAAAAUGAAACUAUAAAUGAUGUAAAAAAAGUUAUUCAUAAAAUAGGAGAAACGUUAAAUGAUAUAAAUAGCCAAGAGAAUGAAGGUAGAAAUAUAAUUAAUGAAGCUGAGAAUAUAAUUAAACAAAUAAAAUUAAGAAUAGAAUUGAAAGAAACAAUUCACGAGUCUAAAAAUAGAAUAAAUGAUGUUUUAAAUAAAAUGAAAAGUGUACACGAGAAGUAUGUGAAGAUUAAGGAGUUAAAUACUUAUGACGAAGAAUAUGAUCAAAUAUUUAGGGACAAUGCUAAAUAUAAGGAUUUAAAGGAAAUAAUAAGUUCAUGCCAUAAUAAAUCAAAUGAAAUAGAGAGUGAAUUAAAAGUAGAUAUAGAUGAAGUCGAUUCUGAUAAGUUUAAAAACUCCUUAAAUGAUUUAGAAAGUACAGUAGAAAAUUCAAAGAAAAAUGCUUCUGCCACCAGUAUACUAGAAAAAUCAAAAAAAGACAUUGAGCAAAUUAAGAAGAAAUUGAAUAAUAAGUAUAAUAAUGCCUUAAAAAAAAAUGCUUCUGUUGAUGAGUUAUCAGAACAAAGUAAAAAUUCUAAAUUUGCGUUGUUGGAUUUAAUUGUUGCACAUAUUAAUAUUGAAAUAUCUAAAGAUAAGUUAUCAAUUGAAAGAAAAAAAGAAUAUAUUAAUAGUUAUUUGAAGUAUAUACAAAAUAGUCAUGAAUUAAUGACUAAUGAUGUCAAUACUUCAAAUGAAUAUAGUACUGAAAGCCCUAUAAGCAAGUAUGACUCAGUUCAUCUUAAAGAUGCAAAUAAAUACUUCGAGGAUUUCAAAAAAAAAGAACAAGAUACAUUAGAAACUAUAGGUAAGAUAAAUAAUGUAUUUCCAUUAAUAAGUGAAACCAAAAGUGAUGCUGAUGUAAAUGAAGCAUUUCAAACAUUAAAAGAACUACAUAAAAAAUUAAAAAAAGAAAAACGUGAUCUGAAUAAUAUUUAUAAAAAUAUUAACGAUUCUAAAUUAAUAGAAAUGGAAGAAAACGCUAAGAAAUAUUUUGACAUAGCAAAAGCGUACGAGAGUUUCCCAGAUAUUCAAGAAAAAAAAUUAUUAGAUAAUAAAGAUGAGUUAAAAAAAAUAGAAGAUUAUAUGAAGGAAAAAGAACAAGAAUCACAGAGCAUUGAAUCUUCAUACACAGAAGAAUCCUUAAAAAAAGCAAAUGAAAUUUAUGAAAAAGCUAAAUUAGAACUUGUUAAAAUUAAAAAAUUAGAAGAUGAUAAUAAUAAUGAAAACAAAGAAAUGAAAAAAUAUGAACAACAUAUUUCUUAUUUAAUAAAAAGAACAAAAACAUUAUUGGAUGAUACAGAGUAUUAUCAAUACGAAAAUAAUUAUGAGUUAUCAGAUGAAGAAAAUAAGAAAAUAAAUGAUGAAUCAAAUGAAUCUAUAAAAAGAACACAUGAAAAGACAAAUGAAUCGAAACAUAUAUUUGAGAACAUACUACGUAAGAUAGAGAAGAAUAAAGAAAUAUUAUCGGAAAAAAAUGACACAAUUCUGAAUAUUUAUGACAUUAUAAAAAAAUUAGAAAAAACGGAAAAAUAUAUUAAAAAAGGAUUAGAUGCAAAAGAAAUAGAAAACAAUAUAGAAAAUCGUUUAAAAAAAAUUAUAAGAGUAACAAAUGAAAGUAUAAAUAAUAAUAUAUAUAAUGAAAAAAUGAGAACUAUAACUGAAAAAGUUAAAGUAAGAAAAGAAGGAAUGGAAAAAUUCAAGAAUUCUAAUGAAGUAAAUAAGGAAAUUAAUAAUAUACAAAAUGAUAACUCUUAUUUGAAAGAACAAAAAUAUAAAAUUCAAAAUAUAUUGGAAAUAGUAAAAAAUGAAAAAGAAGAAAUGGAUAAAGAAUUUAAUAAUAUGUCUGAAGGCGAUAAUUUUAUGGCAUAUUCAAAUUCUCAAGAACAUAUAUACAAAGGAGAAGGAUUAAUUAAAAAAAUAGUUGGUGAAAUUGAUAGAAUAGAAAAUUUGAUAAAAGAAAAUGAAAACAUAGUAAAAGAAUUUGAAGAUCAUAAUAAAGAAUCAGAUGGUGGAAAUAAUAAAAGUGGAAGAAGAAAAUUCGAUUACUCCAAGAUUAAAUUAGCAGGAGGAAUAUUGGGUGGUUUAUUAGUUUGCUCAGGUGUAAUUUUUAUUGCUUUUUAUAAAAAUAAACAUAUGGAUACAGCACCUGUAAACGAAGAAUUUAAUGAAUUUGAUAAUGACAAUGAAAUAUUUGAUUUAGAUAUAAAAGAUGUAGCUAUUGAUGUAAAUUUUGUUGAAAAUGAUUAA
Messenger RNA from Plasmodium relictum, 8028 nucleotides. Its product is annotated as reticulocyte binding protein, putative. Lineage: Eukaryota; Apicomplexa; Aconoidasida; Haemosporida; Plasmodiidae. The transcript is spliced from 2 exons. Bases 1 to 8028 code for a protein of 2675 amino acids. The record is from RefSeq and is a predicted model, not a curated record.